This is a messenger RNA of Aspergillus steynii IBT 23096, 882 nucleotides long. Its product is annotated as thioesterase family protein. The transcript is spliced from 4 exons. Bases 1 to 882 code for a protein of 293 amino acids. Lineage: Eukaryota; Fungi; Ascomycota; Eurotiomycetes; Eurotiales; Aspergillaceae. The record is from RefSeq and is a predicted model, not a curated record. Gene Ontology annotation, molecular function: fatty acyl-CoA hydrolase activity.
AUGAGCACCUUACCCAGGCAGCGCCUAACUAUCCUUCCCUUUCAAGGCUCAAUUCGCCUUACCCGCUUCCUAUCGACCUCCCCUGUCCUCCAAGAUGCCCGUCACUCCGAUCCGAAGACACCGCGGAAACCCCACGACAUCGAUCCCCGGUGGCUGACUACAACCAAGCGACGAAUUGGGAAAUGUAUGAUGUUUGGGCUGAAGCCGCUGCAGAUCCAGGAAGCAGGGAAUAUACUAGAACAAAUCGCGAGGGAUUGGCGGGAGUUAAUUGCCGGCAGCGAGGGUUAUCUGACCGAUGCGACGCGGAGGGGGUUGUUCAGACAAAAUGUCGCUUGGGGGGAGAUGAUAUUUCCUUGCCAUGUAAACAAUGUCACCUAUGUCCGAUAUGCCGAAACGGCGCGAGUAUACUUCACCCGCAACUACGCGCUCCACAUUGAUCCUGCCCACAAGAAGGAGUGGAUGAACCUCGUCAGCUCACGCGGGAUCGGGCUCAUCCUGCGUAGUAUCAAAAUCGACUACAAAUUUCCCAUGACCUAUCCCGACCAGGUAACGGUCUACCAUAAACUGGCGCAUGACCCCGAAUCACCGCAUUCCGCUCAGCAUGCGUUCUUCCUGCAAGCCAUCAUUCUCUCGGAGUCUCGCCAGCGACCCGCUGCUCGGAUCCAUGAGGACAUAGUCACGUACGAUUAUAAGCUGGGGAAGAAGACAGCGUUGCCGCCGUUCUUGAUGGAGCAGUUCAAGUCCACGUGGGAACUUCAAGAGCAGGCUAAGAAGUUCUGGCGAGAACGCAUACUAGAAAUCGAGGAUCGGGUUCGGACGCUGGAAGUCGAAAGCUGGGAUAGGGAGGACGCUGUGGAGGAUACGGGGUCGGCGAAGCAAUAG